This is a messenger RNA of Tachysurus vachellii, 2702 nucleotides long. It is a transcript of the gene depdc1b, whose product is annotated as DEP domain containing 1B. The record is from RefSeq and is a predicted model, not a curated record. Gene Ontology annotation, biological process: intracellular signal transduction. The transcript has 11 exons. Bases 131 to 1738 code for a protein of 535 amino acids. Lineage: Eukaryota; Metazoa; Chordata; Actinopteri; Siluriformes; Bagridae.
AAACUAAGCGUGCCUCCCAGUUUUUAUAACAAUUUAUUGAGACGUAAAAGCCGAAACGUUUAAUGGACACGAACCCGAUAUCUAAGUGUGUUUAUAGUUUUAUAGCUUGUUCAUUGUAACAGGAGUUAAAAUGAACGGGAAUAUGAUCGGUCCUGGUCCGUACCGGGCGACAAAGUUGUGGAAUGAAACCAUCACGCUUUUCCGUGGUGGGAUGCCGCUAAGAAGACACUGGGCUCAUUUUCGGAGUUACGAUAAAAGCUUCACCGGAUCAGAGGCCGUCGAUUAUCUCCACGAACUGCUCAAGCGGAACCAGAACUUCGGACCUGAGGUGACCCGCUAUCAGUCUCUACAGCUGCUCAGGAAGUUCCUGAAGAACCACGUGAUCGAAGACGUUAAAGGACGCUUUGGUAAAGAAGAUUUUGACGACAGCGGACGUUUAUACAGAUUUCCUCCACAGUCACCGCUCAAGCUCGUCCCUCAGCGUGUCCCACUGGCACAGAUGGACUUUGUUCCACAGACGCUCCGGUGGGAUGACUGCGACGACAUACCUGCACCCUCGAGCAUACCCAUGAAGCCGCUUGUUUUGAAUUCUGAGACCUGGAACAAGAGACACAGUAUUGCUAUAGGAGAAGUUCCUGAGUGCAAACUGAUUCGGAGGAGAGACGUCACGCCAAAGCACAUGGACCAGAUAUGGAAGUCAAUGACUCUGAACCGCUUACAGAGCAUUCUGGGACUCCAGUCUUUGGAUGGCGUUCUGGAUGCCAAGCUCUUGAGCCCCAAGCACAUCGUCUACAACGUGUUCAGCGUCAACAAACAAGGCAUCGUUGUUCUGAAGAACAAAGCAGAGGAUCUUCCUCACUGGGUUUUAUCUGCCAUGAAAUGCUUAGCAAAUUGGCCUAACGGCAAUGAGAGUAAUCAGCCCAUGUAUCCCGGCUUUGAGCGAGAUGUUUUUAGAACGGUAGCCGAACACUUCCAGAGAUUAAAGGAGCCGCUGCUGACAUUCCAACUGUAUGAAAUUUUUGUCAGCAUUCUGGGACUCCUUCCACGACGGCAGAUUGCGGUUGAGGCGCUGCAGGUCUCCUGCCUCCUCCUGCCUCCAGCUAACCGACGAAAGCUGCAGCUGUUAAUGCGCCUGAUGACUAAAACCUGCCACAAUCAGCAGCUUCCUCCCCUCAACGAUACUAUAGGAACACGCACCCUGAUGGUACAGACUUUCUCCCGCUGCAUUUUAUGUUCAUCAGACGAAGUGGACCUGGACGAGCUGCUGGCCACCAAACUGGUCAACUUCAUGAUGGAUAACCAUGAGAAUGUGCUUACAGUCCCUUCUGAGCUGCAGAGAUCGGUGCAGGAGCAUCUAUCCCACUUGCGUAGAGCUCAGAUAAAGUACGCAGGCGCAGACACUGACUCCACGCGGGAAACGCCAGCUCACACUUUCUGCAGACAAAUCAGCAAGCAGGAGUUUGAGGAGCAGAGAGUCACAGGCUCCCAGGGAGCGAUAGUGGAACUACUAGAAGGGCUCAUUCACGACAAGGCCAUGUCUAUAAAGGACAAGAAGAAGAAACUGAAACAGUUCCAGAGAUCCCAUCCUGACAUCUACCGCAGACGCUUCCCGACACCCGAGAGCGAAGCUGCAGUCUUUCCAGAGAGGCCUCAGAAGCUCAAACCCCAGCUGACAUUCUUCACCCUGAAAAAGAAGUCUGUGCAGCCUUUCCAGAGGAGCUGGAGCUUUCGUGCUUGAACCAGAAAUUAUAGUUCACUCAUCACAAAGACAAUUAGUACGAAAAACAACUGUCUACCGAGCCACGGUUAUCAGCCUGUCGCUUCCAGGUAGCGUUGUCUGUUUAUAGAGCUGGAGUUGUUCCAGAACUCAUUUGUAUGAGUUCUGGAAUAUUCCAGUUUUUUAAUUACACUUGAACAAAUGACACUGAAUUACUGAUUACCGAGUUUAAUUCAUCUCAUUUCGUCAUCAUGAUUUCCAAUGAUGACUGCUUGAAGUUAUUUAUCAGAGGACGUAACACCCGAUUAAAGGAUGGAGGUGCCAGUUUAUAUAAUUUCACUUCUUCCUAUACUAAUUCACCGUCACUCUGAAUUUAUCUAGAAAGCAGGGGUGUGGUCUGCUGCCUGGUGCAAAUUAUUAUUCGUUAGGAUAACAGUGGUCACACUGCUUUUUCUCUCUCUCUCUCUCUCUCUCUCUCUCUCUCUCUCUGGCUGCUAGAUUGUCUCAUUAGCGAUGUUCAGGUCACUUCCAGGUCCACUGUUGCCAGGCUUGUGUUUUGCUCGUCUCCUUGUCGAGACACAGCUCGCCUUUCAUCUUAUCCCUUAAACAUCACCCUCUUGUAACAGACACUAACUAAAUCACCUAUGAAGAACUCAAUUUAAAUACUUUUUCUUUAGAUUUUGGAUCUUUUUUUCUAUUCAUGCUGCAUCAGUAUAUGUUUGUAUUGCAAUUGUACAAACUCAUGUCUGUAUUUAAAUGAUUUCAUUUCAGUGUUACUUUUUCACGUUUUCUGCUGAGGUAUUGAUCAUUUUUUGUGUGUGAUCCGUUUGUAAAAUGAACAUUUACCAUGCAUUAGGCUGUUUUUCUGUAUAUUUGUAGCAUUUGAAAUGCUGGAGUUACUGUUACUGUCUGAAAUGUUGUAUUGUGAUCACAUGCUGUAAUAAAACAAAACUGUAUGAAGAAAUUACUUGAAAAUUAAAAAAAA